Messenger RNA from Clunio marinus, 680 nucleotides. Lineage: Eukaryota; Metazoa; Arthropoda; Insecta; Diptera; Chironomidae. The record is from the annotation of a GenBank genome assembly.
UAUGAAAAUUAACAUUUAUUUCCGUGCCAAAACUAAUUUCGCAAAUAUUCAAGGUAUCUUGCUUUAAAAAUAUAUCUCAGUACAUUUGAUACUUUUGCAAAUGGAAUCGAAAAAAUCUAAAAAUGAACGCAUUAGUGAAGAUUUUUGCAUUUGCACUUUUAAUCUGCGUGAUAGCAGCUAUACCUUUACAAGAAGAGCAAGAUAAUUCAAAACUUGAUUUAUUGUCUGUUGAUGAUGCGCCACAACAAGAAAAUCCGGGUGCUUUAACCCGAUCUAAACGUGGUUAUGGUGGAUUUGGAGGUUUCGGAGGAUAUCCAUAUGGUGGUUACGGUGGUUAUGGAGGAUAUCCUUAUGGAGGUGGAUACGGAGGUUACGGAGGGUACGGUGGCUAUCCCUACGGUGGUUAUGGUGGUUAUGGAGGCUACGGUGGAUUUGGAUAUAAGAAAUUCGGUGGAUUCUAUGGUUAAACUCAUUUCUUCUUAAAUUCUAUUAAUUCAAACCAAGAGCUUGGAAAGCGUACACUUUCAUCUCGCUAUGUUCUAUUCUUGGAAUAUCAUCAAAAGCAUUCAGUGAUAAAAAUAUUUUCUUAUUAAUUUUAUAUUAAAAUCAUCCAACAAUGUAAAAACAUUUCAACAUUUAAUGAAUAAAAGUUUUGUUUAAAGAUUAUUUUAUUUCGUAUC